Messenger RNA from Vespa mandarinia (Asian giant hornet), 2764 nucleotides. RefSeq lists its product as uncharacterized. The record is from RefSeq and is a predicted model, not a curated record. Lineage: Eukaryota; Metazoa; Arthropoda; Insecta; Hymenoptera; Vespidae.
GAGAGAGAAAGAGAGAGGGAGAGACGAAUCUGCAUGGAAAAAGAAAAAAAGAACAAAAAUAAAUAAAUUAUUAAAUCGUAUCGAUUCUAACUUACAUAGUUCAUUAACGAUCUUGACCUAACUCAUCAUGAUAAUAGCUCAAAGAUGCUACUCAAUUGGAUUUUAUCGUUUAUUUAUUUAAUCCGAUCGUAUUUCACGAGUUACUCUCCCAUUUAUCGAGUACUACAUGGCGUACAAGUCGUUAUUCGUAUUACGACUUUGAACGAGGAUGUAUCGGGAGAUUGAAACGUUUUAUUUUAAUCGACUUUUUGAUUUUCAAAUGCAAAAGGUAGAAAAGAAAUAUAUAUUUUGAUCGAUUGUGAAAUAAAAAUUUUUCGUAAGGAAUCUUUCGUCGUUGUGUUGAUAUUAAAAUCGAUCGAUCGUUAAACGUUAAACGAUCACAAGAAAGAUUGUUUCCCACGGAAAGCGAAUGGACGACGAAGAAGUAAGAGUUCAACGACCUUGUUUGAUGUAAAGAGAGACGUAAAGAAAACGAGAAAGAGAGAGAGAGAGAAACUGAAGUGUGUAUAAGAGAAAAGAAAGUGUUGAAUUAAAUAAAAUUUUCCUCUCUCUCUCUGUGUUCCACACACACAUAUAUACACGCGCACAUACACACACACACAGUCCUUCGAAAUUGAAUGGAUGGAAUAAAAAAAGAAAAAGGAAAGAGAAAAGAAGAGCUAACUAACGUCUUAUCGGUAUACUCGAGGAUAUUCAACCUCCUGAACUCUCUGGAGGGCUAAUUUUAAGACAGGAUCCUUGAGAAGAAGUAAGGCAUUAAACUGAGGAAUCCUCGUGAGAUGAUCAUCGGUCAUGGCGUCUUUAAGAAGAACGAUUCCAAACGUGAUUCUUCUCCUUCUUCUGUCAUUUUUAGCUACAAUGACGGAACGUGGUAUAUGUCGGCUUAUAGUACCUACGAGUCCCUCGUAUUUUUUAAGAACGACGAAGGCCGUCAAAUUGUCAAAUGGAAAUAUGGAACUCGUUGAAGAGGAACAAUGUUCCAAUCGAGUUUUACGUUUAACCUGUAGAUCUCUCAAAGCUUUCAUUUUCGUAUUGGAAGCGGAAUAUCAAUCUAAUCGAACUGGUAUUUGUGGAUACGAAUCGCAAAGACUGAUGAUAGGACAAAAGAAGAAAUUCAAAUUGGGCAUUAAAAAUUCAUAUGUCAAGGACACGAGACAAUUACGUGGAAAUUAUAUCAAAGACGACGAUGAAGAAGAUAGAUAUCUGUUCGACGUUAGGGCUUCCUUCAACAGAAAAUGUUCCGGUCAGCAUCAUUGCCGGUAUAAUUUAAGCAGCGAUCAUCCAGGAACGACCUAUUGGCAUCCCGCUGCUUUAAGAUUAAAGUACGCUUGUGUUCCUGAGGUAGCGGUUUGUAAAUAUUGCAAUGUGGAAGUAAGAAUACCCAAAGGGAACGAAGGAGGUUAUUUAAAAUCCCCAGGAUAUCCAUUGUAUUAUCCAGGUGGUUAUUCCUGUGGUUGGACAUUCAAAUCAUCACCUGGUGAAAGGAUUAUCCUUACCUUUCACGACCUGAAUAUUCGCAGUCCAGAAGCUGAUGGAAGUUGCAUAGACGUCGUGAGAGUUCGAGAAAAAGGAAAUACUUUGUUCGAACGUUGCGGCAUCGCCGCUGGCAUUAAAAUUGUCUCUAAUUCGAACCUUGUGACCCUUGACCUAAUAGCCUCGACAAGACUCUAUCCUGCUCGAGGAUUCCUUUUACAAUAUCAAGUGUUGGGCUGUCCGAACAUUUCAGCACCAAACGGAAGCUAUAUAUCGUAUGAUACAGUGACGUCAAGAACGUUCUCGUGUAAAUCCGGGACUGUGUUUCCCGACACAAGAAAAGAGAAUAGAAUACUUGAAUGUAAGAACGGCAAAUGGAACGAGACCAUCGAUAAGCUGCCAACUUGCGUGGCUACGUCCGCGGUAAUUCUCAAGACAGAGAACGAACAUCAUCAUUUAUCGAGUCUCUCGGGUGAUAACGUUCUUGGUGGGGGCGUAAGAAUCGGUAGGGGCGAAGGCGCACUCGCAAACGGAAACGGCCAGGCUAUGGAUUCGGCGCAAUCUGCUAUGAUGAAGCAAGCGGACUACGUCGUAGAUGUCGUAUUACCAACCGUCCUGAUCGCUUUAUUGUUCGUUGGCAAUGCCAUUAUUGUCUAUAUUAUAUUCCAAUAUAGAAAGAGAAAAAUUCCAAUGACGGCGCAAGGAGAAGAGAUGGCCUUGAGAAAUGAAGCGACGGAUGUUCCACAAGUGUGAUUCCAAAGGAGAAGACUAAUUACGUUUAAUGUCAAUUUUGUCGUUCAUGCAGAAAGUUAAUCAAAGGCCUAGUUCAUAUAUACUUCCGGCGAAUAAGAGGCGUCAUUUAAAUGUGAGCGCUCAAAAUGAAACGCUCAUUUUUUUCGCAUCUAAAUAGAUGCAAUGAUGUAUACGCUAUUACGAAGAAAACAUAAAGUGUGUAUAUAUUCUUUAAGAAUUCUCUCAAAAGAAGAAAAAGAAAAAAAAAAAAAAAAGAAAAAAGAAGAAAAGAAGAAGAAAAAAAAAAGAAAAAACAGAAGAGAGAAAAAAUCCAACGUUGCGUACACGUACACCGUGAAUAAUAAUUAAUGCGUGUAUUUAUGUAGAUAUAUGUAUAUACAUAGGCAUGUACAUACGUAUAUGUACAUAUAUACACGUUAUUAUAUAUUUAAAUGGAUAUGAUGUACGGCCAUGACAUUGCGUAUACUUUAACGAAAAA